Messenger RNA from Closterium sp. Naga37s-1, 2760 nucleotides. Lineage: Eukaryota; Viridiplantae; Streptophyta; Zygnematophyceae; Desmidiales; Closteriaceae. The record is from the annotation of a GenBank genome assembly.
AUGGGACAUCGACUCCGGGUUACCCAGGACCCCAAUUCCAAGCACGUGGGCACGACUGUGUGGGACUCCAGCAUUGUCGUCCUCAAGUACCUGGAGCGGCACAGUAACAAGGGGGAGUUUUCCCGGGCAAAGCUCAAGGGCAAGCGGGCCAUAGAGCUGGGGGCUGGCUGUGGCCUCGCUGGCUUGGGGUUUGCGCUGCUGGGGUGUGACGUGGUGCUGACAGACGAGGCGUUGGUGCUGCCUCUGCUGUUCCGCAACGUUACCCGCCUGCAGUCCCAGGCCGCCAUGGACGCUGCUGCUGACUCCUUCCUCGGCAGUGUGGGAUCAGUGGAGGUAGCAGAGCUAUGGUGGGGCAACGCACAUCACAUAGCCCAAGCCGGCCCGCCUUUUGACGCCAUCGUUGCCACUGACGUGGUGUAUGUAGAAGACUCUGUCCCGGCUCUCCUCGCAACCAUGCUUGCUCUCUCCCAUCCCCGCACUCCCAUUCUCCUUGGGUAUGAGUUCCGCUCGGCCACAGUGCAUGACCGCCUGCACGCAUACGCGAAGCAGAUGUUUGACGUCAAGAAGGUCCCUGCUACCAAGCUCCAUGCAGAGUACCAACACCCGUCCAUCGAUGUGUUCAUCAUGAAACGCAAGGCCGCGCCCACACUGCCUCCUGAACUCGCGGCGAUGGCCGGGCCAGCAGCCAGCCACGUCAGCGUAAGCGAAUUGCGCGAAGCGACGGGCGAGGAAAAAGCGACGACGCCACUCGCUGACGAGCCUUCGUCGUCGUACAGGCCGCUGGAGGAGCCUCUGCUUCGGCAUUCCCAAGGGCGCAACGCGGAAGGAGGACUGCGGGGAGAGCAGCAGCAGCAGCAGCAGCAGCAGCAGCAGCAGCAGCAGCAGCAGCAGCAGCAGCAGCAGUAUCAGGGCCUCUUGCCGACUCUCCUGUGGUGCUGCUUCGCGUGUCUUGGCGCCUUCUCUUUCGGAUAUGCGGUGGGCUACACCUCCCCCGCGCUCGCCUCUCUCUCCGCGGACCUGCGCCUGCCCCCCGCGCUCGCGUCGCUCUUCUCCUCGCUCAUAACAGUGGGCGCAAUGCUGGGGGCGGUGGGCGCGGGGGCAGUGGCGGAAGGGGUGGGGCGCAGGGGGGCGCUGGCGCUGGCUGCGCUGCUGCUGGCGGCGGGAUGGGGGGGAAUAGCCUUGGCGCAGUCGCUGCCUCUCCUCCUCUCCUCUCGGGUCAUCAAUGGCCUGGGUGUGGGCCUCGCUUCCUACGUGGUGCCAGUGUACAUAGCGGAGGUGGCCCCCCAUGCAUGGAGGGGCGCGUUGAGUCGACUAGAGCGUAACCUGUCUCCACCGCGCCUGUCGCCCCCCUCAUUGCACGUCGUCUCCCCUCUUCCCCACCACAUCCCGCAUUUCCCCCCUUCCUUCUCAUCCCACACACCCUCCCCGCCUCCUUAUCCCAUGCCUUCCCAACUCCUCUCCACCAUCCCAACUCCUUCGCGACCAGGAGCGCUGCCAGCUGUCGCUCUCCUAUUGGGCGUGGCAGCAGCGCCGGAGAGCCCUAGGUGGCUGGCCAGGCGGGGAGCGGGGCGAGGGGAGGUGCUGCGGGUGCUGCUGCGUCUGAGGGGUGUGCGUGCUGCUGCUGAUGCUGCUGAUGCUGCUGCUGCUGAUGCUGCUGAUGCUGCUGCUGCUGAUGCUGCUGAUGCUGCUGCUGCUGAUGCUGCUGCUGCUGCUGCUGCUGCUGCUGUUGGUGGUGGUGUUGGUGCUGCUGGUAUUGUUAGUAGCAGUUGUAGUCCUGCUGCUGCUGCUGCAGUGGCAGCUGAGUGUGAGGAGAUAUUGCAAGGCGUGCAACAGGAGAAAGGGGGCGAGGAGACAGGAGAAGGCUGGGAGAGGGAGGGCGGGAGCGGCAGUGGUGAAGCAGAGGAGGAAGGAGUGGUGGAGAGUGGUGGAGUGGGAAUGAGAGCUGUGGGAGGAGGUAAAAAGGGAGCUGGUAGCAAGGGCGUGUGGGACUUGUCAAAGGAGCUGCUGUUUGGACAUGCCAGAAGCCCGUUUGCGGUAUGCUGGAGGGGGAAUGAAUGCGCCCUGGAGGGGGAUGGACAUGACGUGGGAGCCCACACAACCCCCACACUCCCCUUUGAGUCGACUCAAAAGGAGCUGUGCGUGGGGCUGAUGGUGCUGCAGCAGUGUGCGGGCAUCAACGCCAUUGUCUUCUUUGCAGCGGCCAUCUUCCGCAACGCAGGCUUCACCAACCCCAACCUCCCCAGCUUCGGAAUCGCUGCCGUGCAGGUCCUUUUCACGGUCUGCUCAGCGCUCCUCCUGGACAGGGCGGGUCGUCGCGUGCUGCUGCUCCUCUCUUCCUCCGGCAUGGCCCUCUCCUGCCUCCUCCUCGGCCUCUCCUUCUACCUUCCACACGCGCACCUCCCCUUCCUCCCCGCCUCCUCCGCUCCCCUCCUGGCCUUCUCUGGCUGCAUGGCGUACAUUGUCUUCUACUCCAUGGGCAUGGGCGGCAUUCCUUGGAUUAUCAUGUCCGAGAUCAUCCCAGCACACAUGCGCUCGCUGGCAGGCAGCCUCGUGGUGCUCUGCAACUGGUCCCUCUGUUUCCUCAUUACGCAAACCUUUGCUGUGCUCUUUGCAUGGAGCUCUUACGGAACGGUGUGGCUAUAUGGAACGGUGGCUGCAGUAGGAGUGGCUUUCAUAUGGUAUUGUGUUCCAGAGACCAAGGGCAGGUCUUUGGAAGAAAUCGAGGCUUUCUUUAGACCUGAAAACGAUUCCUACCAGUAG